This is a messenger RNA of Rotaria sp. Silwood2, 1341 nucleotides long. The record is from the annotation of a GenBank genome assembly. Lineage: Eukaryota; Metazoa; Rotifera; Eurotatoria; Philodinida; Philodinidae.
AUGUGUCCUAAAGAUUAUUUAAUUGAACAAAUGAAAUUACAAAAACAAAAAGAACUUGAACGACUUCAACGAGAAAAAGAAGUUGCAUUAGCUCAAUUAACUAAAAGUAAAGGACAUAAAAAAUCUUCGAAUGAACAAAAUAUUGCUACGCAAAGAUAUCGUAAAAUUAUUAUUAAACUAUCUGAACAAAAUAGCCUAUUACAAGAAAUAUUAACUGCUGAGCGAAUUAAUUCACAAGGUAUUCAAUAUUGUCCUCAAUGUCAUAUAGCAAUCGAAAAAAAUGGUGGUUGUUCACAUAUGCAUUGUACACGAUGUAAUUUCGACUUUACUUGGCAAACAACACAAGAACCAACAACAACAAUUAUUACUCCAUACCUAGAAGAUGAAGAUUUUACAGAAGUUGAAUCUAUAAAAGAAGAAUUCAACAAAGUAGCAUAUUUAGUUGAAACUCCUCUACACGAAAAAGCAGAACAAAAUGAAGAAAUAUCUUCUGAUCAAGCUCACGAACAAGAACAAGAAGAAAACGACGAAGAUUUGAAAAUUUCAAUUGAUAAUAAAUCGGUUAUCGGCUCGGCUAUACUUAAUCGAGUGACAAAAUGUCCCAAUAAAUCGUGUGUUGAUACAAAGCCAGAUCUUGUUGAUUUUCAUGUUUAUAUAAUACCAAAACGAACUUGGAAAAAUCAUCAACCUUUAGCUGAACAUGAAGUAAUGAAACAAGUUAUAUCAGCAGGUUUUGUACGUGUGCCUGAAAGUUUAACUCUUGAUGAACUUCGUCAAUAUAUUAUUGAUAUUUGUGGUGAAGAAACUUAUUUUCCGAAAAAAUUUAUUUAUCUUCGAAGUGUUUGUCGAUUUUUAACUAAGAUUAAACAUGAUGAAGAAAAAGAAUUAAAAUUGAAAAAUUUUCGACCACCAAUGACAAUUGCACCUGAAAUUUAUAUACUUGAAGAAAAUUAUGAUGAUGAUUCAUUCAUAUCAAAACAGAGAACAGAUUUUUUAUUACGAGAAUCAUCGAUAAGUGAGUCAUUAAUUAGUUCACAAAGUUGGAUAAAACAAAUAUAUGGACCAUCAUUAAUUUAUCCAUUAUUUAAUCAUUAUCAAUUACCACAGAUUUCUACAGUUACCCAUACCCAUGCGAAACAUUCGCCGCAUUUUAUUAAACCCAAGACACCAAAUUUAUUAAAAUUACAUCAAGAACAAGAACGUCUUUAUUUAUAUCAAAAAGAAUUAGCUCGAAAACGUCGAGAAAUAGAAAAUCACCAUAAAAAAGAAAAAACAGUUAUUAUAAUUCGCACUGCUUCUCGAACUUAUCGUUAUCGGCAUUAUAAAAAACAACAACAAUAG